AUGGCUCCUCAUCCAGUUCUUUCUUCACCCGGUCAAAUGUUUUGUCCAUCAAAUGAUAUUUCCAUGACAAAUUAUGAAAACAGUGUCUCGUUUCAGUCGGUUUUGUUAAACGCCUUGGCAUUGGCCGACCGUCGACACCAUCAUCAGAAUCAUCUCAGUCGUGAACAAGUACCAUUUACUUUGAACAGCUUUCUUAGUCAACAGCACAAUCAUUUGGUCGAAGCACAGCCACAACAACAAUUUUAUCCAAAUUCUGAUAACCUCCAGUUACAAAAAAUGACAGAAUUAUCUUUCUUGGAAAAUUUCAUGAAGGAUCAUGAUUCGACAAACGGUCAUCCUUUAAUGAAUUUUAUAUCUGCAGCUGCCAAUCAGUCAGAGAAUUCAAAUACUUUGCCAUUUCCAAAUUUUGCGUUGACUGCAUCCUUGACCAAAGCUAUCAGUACUAGUUCAGGUACAUUAGGUUCACAAGUACUACCGAUAUGUGCUCCUCUAUUGCAAUUGGCUAUACGUCAAGCUAUUAAUGAAUGCUUUCCAAAUUUUCCAAAUUUACAUAUCAAAGGUACACUGAACAUAUCAGUAAACGAUGAUCAAAAUCGGAAUGAUACUAAUCUAUCCAAUACUCCUAACAGUCAUCAAAUCAGUAGUGCAACAACUCUGUACUUCAAUGAAGAUUAUGAUUCACCUAUGAAGUCAUUGAAAUCAAAAUUUGAUGAUUCAUGCGUUAAACAAGAAGUCAAUGGUAAUGAUAGUAACAAUUGUUCUAACGAUGAUGUAUUAUACAGAGAUGGUGCACAUUUCCAUUCUUCACGUCGUAAACCAUUGCAUCCUAGUAAGUGUUUUUAUCCAUCAGACCUUGUAUUCAAUACUAGCCGUGAUAAUGUUCCAAGUGAACAGUGUGAAAAUGGUUUGAAUUUACUACACAUCAAUAAUUUCACAAGUCCAUUAUUGUCAACCUCAAGUCCAACUAGUCCGUCAUCUGACUCUGGUGUAUUGGACUUGUCUCGUAGUGGUUCAUUGGCUGGAUCAGCACCGAUUACUCCAUUAAAAGAUUUCAAUAUUAAUGGAAAUAACAAUAAUAGUAGUAACAAUAAUGAAUUGCAAUGCAACCGCGAACAAGACAUAUUAGAAUCUUAUCAAAAACAGCUAGCUGCAUUUAGUCAAAUACAAGCUGUAUGGAAGAUGUCUACAGGUUAUAACAAUGGUGAGGCAUUUAGCGAUAAUUUCCUGAAAUUCGCUUCCAAUGAUACCAACAGUAUUAAUAGUAGUAAUAAUGAUGGUUAUAAUACUUUACAACAACCUCAUUCUGAACCAAAUACACCAAGUAAAGGAGGGCGCCGUGUACGUUCACUGAUUGGUCCAAAUGGUCGACUGACAAAUGUACGGCGUACCAGCUCAAAUCGUCGUUUUCCAUGUAACCAAUGUAAAGAAGAAUUCCCAUCAUUGCAUACAUUGGAACAACAUACUUUAGGUCAGCAUGGUACUUACAGAUGUCAUAUUUGUAGAGCACAAUUUACUCAGCGUUCUAAUUUACAACGUCAUGCGCUGAAACAUGUCGGUUUUAAACCAUUUGAAUGUCGUGUCUGUUCUAAAGCCUACUAUCGUAAAGAUCAUUUAAUGCGUCAUAUGGAAAUGGGACAUCCGGGGUAUACUCCACGAGAUAAUAUCACAGUGCAUCUAACAUCAUCAGAAAGUCUUGAUUUCUUGAAUCGAUCAACAACUAGUGGACCUGAAACUCAUUCAAUUGUUGAUUCAACUCAAUCCUUGGAAAAUAAUCAUGAAAGCGUAGAAGAUGAUGAAAUUGGUCAACAUUCUACGUCUUCUAUGAAUCAUUUCAAUCCUGCAGACACUGAGUUUUCUCCACUACAAGAAAAAACAAUUGCCUCAAUACCAGAAGAGAUAUCAUUGAUAUCUGAGUCUAACGAAACAUUUCAAUGA
This is a messenger RNA of Trichobilharzia szidati, 1935 nucleotides long. The record is from the annotation of a GenBank genome assembly. NCBI's taxonomy places the organism in Eukaryota, Metazoa, Platyhelminthes, Trematoda, Strigeidida, Schistosomatidae.